This is a messenger RNA of Eublepharis macularius, 1843 nucleotides long. RefSeq names its product t-complex 1 (gene TCP1). The record is from RefSeq and is a predicted model, not a curated record. Gene Ontology annotation, cellular component: chaperonin-containing T-complex. Lineage: Eukaryota; Metazoa; Chordata; Lepidosauria; Squamata; Eublepharidae. The transcript has 12 exons. Gene Ontology annotation, biological process: protein folding. Gene Ontology annotation, molecular function: ATP-dependent protein folding chaperone; ATP hydrolysis activity; ATP binding. Bases 36 to 1715 code for a protein of 559 amino acids.
CGCGCGCGGCUUCUUCGGUCUCUUUGUCCGAAAAGAUGGCGGCGCUGGAGGGGCCUUUGGCGGUCCUCGGAGACCGGGGCACCGGGGAGAGCGUUCGUGCCCAGAACGUUAUGGCUGCUGCUUCCAUUGCCAACAUUGUGAAGAGUUCCCUUGGCCCAGUUGGUUUGGAUAAAAUGUUGGUGGAUGACAUUGGUGACGUGACCAUUACUAAUGAUGGUGCAACCAUUCUAAAGUUGCUGGAAGUAGAGCAUCCUGCUGCAAAAGUUCUGUGUGAACUAGCAGAUCUACAAGACAAGGAAGUAGGAGAUGGAACCACCUCUGUGGUAAUUAUUGCUGCAGAACUCUUGAAAAAUGCAGAUGAAUUGGUUAAACAGAAAAUUCAUCCUACUUCCAUCAUUAGUGGAUAUCGUCUUGCUUGCAAAGAAGCAGUUCGUUACAUCAAUGAAAAUCUUGUUAUAAACUCAGAUGAGCUGGGCAGGGACUGUCUGAUUAAUGCAGCUAAAACAUCUAUGUCCUCCAAAAUCAUUGGAGUUGACAAUGAUUUUUUUGCCAACAUGGUAGUGGAUGCUGCACUUGCAGUUAAAUAUACAGAUCAAAAGGGUCAAGCACGUUAUCCCAUCAACUCUAUUAAUGUGUUGAAGGCACAUGGCCGCAGUCAGGAGGAGAGCAUUCUUGUAAAUGGCUAUGCAUUGAACUGUGUUGUGGGAUCCCAAGGCAUGACCAAAAGAAUAGUUAAUGCAAAGAUUGCAUGUCUUGACUUCAGCCUGCAAAAGACUAAAAUGAAGCUUGGUGUUCAGGUGGUUAUUACAGACCCUGAAAAACUGGACCAGAUCAGGCAGAGAGAGGCUGACAUCACUAAAGAGAGAAUUCAGAAAAUCCUGGUUACAGGAGCCAAUGUUGUUUUGACCACUGGUGGCAUUGAUGACAUGUGUCUGAAAUACUUUGUGGAUGCUGGUGCCAUGGCUGUACGCAGAGUUCUAAAGAGAGACCUUAAACGCAUUGCUAAGGCUGCUGGAGCCACCAUUUGUUCUACCCUGGCAAACCUGGAAGGUGAAGAAACCUUUGAAGCAUCAAUGCUGGGGCAGGCAGAAGAGGUGGUUCAGGAGAGAAUUUGUGACGAUGAAUUGAUCUUAAUUAAGAAUACUAAGGCACGAACAACAGCCUCCAUUAUAUUACGAGGAGCAAAUGACUUCAUGUGUGAUGAAAUGGAGCGAUCUCUGCAUGAUGCUCUGUGUGUUGUCAAAAGAGUGCUAGAAUCAAAGUCUGUGGUACCAGGAGGUGGUGCUAUUGAGGCUGCACUUUCCAUUUAUCUAGAAAAUUACGCAACCAGCAUGGGAUCACGUGAACAGCUUGCUAUUGCAGAAUUUGCAAGAUCUCUCCUAGUAAUUCCAAAUACAUUAGCAGUGAAUGCUGCUCAAGAUGCCAUAGAUCUUGUUGCAAAACUCAGGGCAUUUCAUAAUGAAGCUCAAGUCAAUCCUGAACGGAAAAAUUUGAAAUGGAUUGGCCUUGAUUUAGUCAAUGGAAAACCACGUGAUAAUAAGCAGGCUGGUGUUUUUGAGCCUACCAUGGUCAAAACCAAGAGUUUGAAGUUUGCGACAGAAGCAGCAAUUACUAUUCUUCGAAUUGAUGACCUUAUUAAGUUACAUCCUGAAAGUAAAAAUGAAAAAGGCGGGUGUUAUGAGGAUGCUGUUAACUCUGGAGCAAUUGAAGACUAAAUGGAUUUUUUAUUUAACUGUGUUCCUGUAAAAUUCUUUCUAGUCCUGUAGUUAGUGGUAUGUUAAUAAAACGAACUGUCCAUCCUGUUCACUCCCGUAAGAUUAAUGAAUAAAUGAAAUAAGAACCA